CAAUGGCGGCGCCGGCUGUGGCGGCCGAGGCCGGGUCCGGCGCCGGGGAGCUGCCGAGCAUCUUCGCCCCUGAGCAGGAUGGCGAGCUGGACCAGGAUGUCAACGGUGAGCUGGAGCCCGACCUGGCGUCCAAGUUUGUGUUGGUGAGCCCAAGUUCGGAGCAGUAUGACUGUUUGUUGAAGCAGCUGAGAGAGCGGAUGGAUGAGGGGUGUGGGGAAACCAUCUAUGUGAUCGGCCAAGGCUCGGAUGGCAAGAACUACGGACUGAAUGAUGAUGACAUCGAAGCAUCUGUGGCAACCGUUAAGAGUCUGUCUGAGCAGAUCUACUCUGAUCUGAUCCUUCUACGUGAGCGCCAGGAGGCGGGUGGGAAAGUAGCUGACUACUUGGUGCGCAAACGAGUCGGGGAGAAUGAUUUUUUGGAGGUCAGGGUGGCAGUGGUUGGGAACGUGGAUGCUGGUAAGAGCACAUUAUUGGGUGUCUUAACGCAUGGUGAGCUCGACAACGGACGAGGAUUUGCACGUCAGAAGCUUUUCCGACACAAGCAUGAGGUUGAAUCUGGGAGGACGAGCAGUGUCGGCAACGACAUUCUGGGCUUUGACAGCACUGGCGACGUGGUGAACAAGCCAGACAGCCAUGGCGGAGGGCUAGAUUGGACAAAAAUCUGUGAGAAAUCCAGCAAAGUUAUCACCUUCAUUGAUCUAGCAGGACACGAAAAAUACCUGAAGACAACUGUGUUUGGAAUGACAGGGCACUUACCAGACUUUUGCAUGCUAAUGGUUGGCAGCAAUGCAGGAAUUGUGGGCAUGACAAAAGAACAUCUAGGGCUGGCACUGGCACUCAAUGUUCCUGUCUUUGUUGUGGUGACUAAGAUCGACAUGUGCCCAUCUAAUAUUUUGCAAGAAACGCUAAAGUUGCUGCAGAGGCUGCUGAAGUCCCCAGGCUGCAGGAAGAUCCCUGUCCUGGUUCAAAACAAGGACGAUGUGAUUGUAACAGCAUCAAACUUCAGCUCUGAGAGGAUGUGCCCGAUUUUCCAGAUCUCCAAUGUGACAGGAGAGAACCUGGAUCUCUUGAAGAUGUUCCUGAACCUGUUGUCACCACGGACAAGUUUCAAAGAGGAUGAGCCAGCAGAGUUUCAAAUUGAUGACACCUACUCCGUUCCGGGUGUUGGGACAGUGGUAUCUGGAACCACACUGCGAGGUCUUAUUCGACUGAAUGACAUUUUGCUGCUAGGACCUGACCCGCUGGGGAACUUCAUACCCAUCGCAGUGAAGUCUAUCCACAGGAAACGAAUGCCAGUCCGUGAAGUGCGAGGUGGCCAAACUGCUUCCUUUGCUUUGAAGAAGAUUAAGCGAUCGUCCAUCCGAAAGGGAAUGGUGAUGGUCUCUCCAAAACUGAAUCCUCAGGCUUCCUGGGAAUUUGAAGGAGAAAUUCUGGUGCUACACCAUCCGACAACCAUCAGUCCCCGCUACCAGGCCAUGGUGCACUGUGGCAGUAUUAGGCAGACGGCCACUAUUCUGUCCAUGAGCAAAGACUGCCUGCGCACCGGGGACAAAGCCACUGUUCACUUCCGCUUCAUUAAAACUCCUGAGUACCUGCACACCGAUCAACGCCUUGUUUUCCGAGAGGGCCGGACCAAAGCUGUGGGGACUAUAACUAAGCUAAUCCAGACAACGAACACAUCGCCCUCCAACACCAAGCCGCUCCAGCUGAAGAUGCAGUCGACAAAGAAAGGUUCCACAGUGAAGAAGGAGGAGGCACCGACAGCAGCAAGCUCGACUCUUGAUGAAGGCCUGUCCUCGGGACAGGCAGCAGCCUUGCAUGCACUGAACCAGUCUCAGCCCAAGACUAGUGGCGGCAGAAGGCGAGGAGGACAAAGGCACAAGGUGAAAUCCCAGGGAGCUGCUGUGAUUCCAGCAAGUGGUUGUUAGGUAGUUCAGAAAGUGACUCUGCAAGACAAGAAGACACUUGUUCCAUCUUGAUCACUACUUCCCUAGCCCCUCCCCCUUCCUCUACUGCCCCGCCAAAAACCAAAAUUCAACCUUCUCGGAAAUAUCAUUAUGGAAGUAUCCAGAACUAAUUAGGAAGUGACAUGAGAAUUGUUACUUUUUUUAAAAACAAGUUUUUUUGGAAUGGAUUUUAACUUUUUUUAAAAAACCAUUUACCGAAGGCUGAUGUCAGUGUCAAAUGUCUCUUUUGAAUUUUAUGCACGUGUGUCACUCUUUUGAUAUAAAGAUGUUUAAUUAAUCAAACAUUUGCUCUUUUGAGUUUGAAGUAUGCAAGGGAAAUGCAUUCUGCUUGUUUAAUUUCAGUAUUUAAAAUUUACUGACCACCUUUAAUCAGACUCCCACAGUUCAUUCAAUCUCUUGGCUGUGACUGAAUUAUUUAUUAAAGAUAUUGAAUUUUAUUCUGUUACUUUACAAGGUUAUAGUGACCUUAAUAGAUCUGUAUUUGGUCCUGUACUGUCAUCUUAAAAAAAAAACACCUGGUAUCUGAAACCACUUUAACCAAAUUGUCACAGAAGCCACAUAACAAUUUUGUUUUGGCAGUGGUGUAGCCUUGUCCCUAAAAUGUGACUUGUAACAGCAGCAACAGUAAACCUACUUUUGGAGAAGACUUGUUACAACCCACCUCCUGAUGAGUACCUGUUUCUUGAUCAGAAAUGAGCAAAGCUCUGGUAUAAGCCUGGUUAGUGGGGUCAGUUAUUACCUUUUGCCUGUCCUGUAGUUGGAAUUACUCUUGGUGUGGAAAACCUUGGUCCUGUUCUUGUGGGGUCGGGGUAUUGAAUAAGACCUAAUCUUUGAGAUGAGUGGUUCCCUUUCCUCUCUGGCAUGUACAAGUCCUAGCUGGCUACUGGUGUAGUGACACCCGCACCGGACCUCAAGGUGAGUGGUCCCUAGUUCCAAUCCGGCCGGUUCCUUGCACGCUUUCCAUCCGUCAUGGGUUGAGCAUCGAGCUAGCAACUUGGCCUCGUAAAACAGACAAACUCUAAAGAAUCGGCAAGGUUGCUACCUGUUGCACCAGUGAGGCAUGGUGCAAAUUGUCAUGAACCAGGGGGAAAAAAGGUGGAAUUAAGCUGGAUUAAUAUGGUUAUUAUGACUAUCAAAAUUGUGAGAAAUCCUGUAGUUGUAACCAGUCUGCCUCCAAAUUGAGCUGAAUACUCCAAAAUUUGUGUAGCUGGUGAAGAUAUUUUUAAACCUCUGUAUAAUUGGUACUCCAUCGAUACAAAGGGUAAGGGAGGAAACUGUCAGUGGGAGCUGAUGCUCAUAUUUGUAUACCCAGUACUGUGACAGGUGCUUGUGCCUGUAAUGCUGACAAAUUCUUAAGUGCUUUAUUUUUGAAGACAUUUCUUGUGUGCUUAAAUACUUCUUAACCAGUAGCUUGUACAUACGGAUGUUAAUUCAUAGCCCUGUUGGAAGUGCACUUGGUCUUAAACAGGGACUAGAAGCUACAACAUUGUCUUUGUGCUGUCUCGUAUUGUUGGAAUGUUCCACCAUCACUAGAGGUCAGUCACGCACACAGAAAACCAGCAGUGAUGGUGGUAUGUAAAUUAUGUGUUAGAUGAUUUUUUUUUUGCAGCUUGAGUUCCUGGUGCUGUUGGAUGAAUUCAGUAAGGGCCUGGAUUCAAUGUACAAUCUCCCAGUGCAGCUUAUUUAUUGUAUUACAACUGAGUAAGAGUGGGGGCUUUGGAACCAGGCUGCCACAUCUCAGUGUCUCUCUUUCCUCAAUCUCCAGUAAUGUUCAAACCAAGAGGCACAUAAGGAGUAGGGCAUUGUGUUGUAUUCAUCAAUAAAAUGGUUCCAGUUCAUUGA
This is a messenger RNA of Hypanus sabinus (Atlantic stingray), 3809 nucleotides long. Its product is annotated as GTP-binding protein 1-like. The coding region runs from base 3 to 1928 and encodes 641 amino acids. Gene Ontology annotation, molecular function: translation elongation factor activity; GTP binding; GTPase activity. The record is from RefSeq and is a predicted model, not a curated record. The transcript has 12 exons. NCBI's taxonomy places the organism in Eukaryota, Metazoa, Chordata, Chondrichthyes, Myliobatiformes, Dasyatidae. Gene Ontology annotation, biological process: translational elongation.